This is a messenger RNA of Phragmites australis (common reed), 1199 nucleotides long. Its product is annotated as expansin-A24-like. Gene Ontology annotation, biological process: plant-type cell wall organization. Gene Ontology annotation, cellular component: extracellular region. The record is from RefSeq and is a predicted model, not a curated record. NCBI's taxonomy places the organism in Eukaryota, Viridiplantae, Streptophyta, Magnoliopsida, Poales, Poaceae. The transcript has 3 exons. Bases 150 to 950 code for a protein of 266 amino acids.
AACCCAAUUAUCGUCCAAUCAUCAGAUCACCAAAUCCAUCUUUACGUACAAUCACACAGGCGCAAACACAACGCAUACAGUUCUUGGUCUCUAACUUUCUGAUCAGCUCCAGCAAGAGCUCUUGAAGUCUUGUUUCUCGGUCGAUCCGCAUGGCUCCAGCUCGAGUUCUUGCGGUCGUGUUGCUCGCAGUAGGCUGGGCGUUGGCCGUGGCCACGGAUGACGUAGCGACCGUUUCAUCGUCGGCUCCGGCGCCGACGGGAUGGCUGAAGGCGAAUGCGACGUUCUACGGCGGCGCUGAUGCCUCCGGCACCAUGGGUGGCGCGUGCGGGUAUGGAAACCUGUACACGCAGGGGUACGGCACGCGCACGGCGGCGCUGAGCACGGCGCUGUUCAACGACGGCGCGUCGUGCGGGCAGUGCUACAAGAUCGCGUGCGACCGCAAGACGGCGGACCCAAGGUGGUGCAAGCCCGGCGUAACGGUGACCAUCACGGCCACCAACUUCUGCCCUCCCAACUGGGAGCUCCCCAGCGACAACGGCGGGUGGUGCAACCCGCCGCGGCCGCACUUCGACAUGGCGCAGCCGGCCUGGGAGAAGAUCGGAGUCUACCGGGGAGGCAUCAUCCCCGUCAUGUACAGAAGAGUUCCUUGCAUGAAGCGGGGUGGGGUGCGGUUCACGAUCAACGGGCAUGACUACUUCAAUCUUGUACUGGUGACCAAUGUUGCAGCCGCCGGCUCGAUCAAAUCGAUGGAUGUCAAGAGUGCGGAUUCGACUGAUUGGAUGCCAAUGGCACGUAAUUGGGGCGCAAACUGGCAUUCUCUUGCAUACUUUACUGGGCAAAUGCUCUCAUUUAGAGUCACCAACACAGAUGGCCGUACUCUUGUAUUCACAAAUGUGGUGCCACGAGGAUGGAAGUUUGGCCAGACAUUCGCUAGCAAGUUGCAAUUCUAAGUGUGAAGGAUCCCGUGCGGGAUUUCCUGGUCAAAAUGCUUGGGAGUUGCUUGUGUUCUACACUACGUGCAUUACUUGCAUAUAGAUAACGAUUCAACUGCUAUGGCUUGAAUCUCUCGUCUUUUUAAUUGUAUGUAUUCAUUUUAUAUAAAUUUUUAUGGUGUACAUAAGGAUUUGUAUGCAUCGUUUAAAGUUAUUUUUAACCCAAUUAUGGUAUACUUGAUGUAAAUGAACCAUGGUUGCUUGCGU